UUAAUUAGAUAACUAAUGGCCGAUUUCACCAACGUGUCUUAAAAUUUAGGAGUUUCUUAAUUCAAGUUAAGAACUGCCCAAAUCCAUUUUCGGUUUCACCAGUUGCUAAGUAUUUCCUAAAGUGAGAUAAGUAUUACCUAAGAUAGAAAUUGGUUAAACAGCGUUCUAAGCCGGUUAGGAAGUUCUUAGCCCGUUUGACAUUUGUCAUAAGUGACGUUAUAUUCCUAGCGAAUAUAGCAGCUAUAUGGAAGUGAUUGAAUUUAUCGAAGAUUUGGACCAUUAUGACGAUGAUGAUGAACAUAUACGACGUCCUCGUGUUCUGAGAGAUCGUACCGAUUAUUUCGAGCAGUACGACGAAAUGGAUUUUUUCCGUAGAUUUCGCAUGAAUAAAAACACUGCACUGUUCGUCUUAGAUCAAAUUGAACAUCAGCUGGCAUAUGCAGAUUACAGAAAUGCUGCAAUUGCACCCAUAAACCAACUUUUAAUUGCGUUGCGAUUCUAUGCAACAGGAUGCCACUUAACAUCUGUUGCCGAUUAUGGUGGUGUUAGUAGUAGCAGUAGUUGCAGGAUUGUAAAGAAAGUUUCUCAUGCUUUGGCAUCAUUGCUGCAAAGAUUUGUAAAAUUUCCCACCACAAAUGAAGAGAGAAAUAAAGUAAAACAUGACUUUUUUUUAAUUGCCGGAUUUCCAAAUGUUCUAGGAUCAAUUGAUUGUACACACAUAAAGAUACAGUCACCAGAUAAAUUAAUGACCUAAUACCAACACAAUAAUAUUUAUGAACAUUUACAUUCAGGUGGAGAUGAUGCAGAAGUGUUCAGAAAUAGAAAAGGUUAUUUUUCAUUGAAUGUACAAACUGUCUCUGAUGCAAAAUUAAAGAUAUUAAACAUUGUGUGUCGUUAUCCAGGAUCUACACAUGAUUCUGCUAUUUUUCAAAAUAGCAGACUAUGCUAUCAAUUUGAG
Messenger RNA from Acanthoscelides obtectus, 958 nucleotides. The record is from the annotation of a GenBank genome assembly. NCBI's taxonomy places the organism in Eukaryota, Metazoa, Arthropoda, Insecta, Coleoptera, Chrysomelidae.